GACGGUGUCGCAUUUAGUAAAAAAAAUUAUAACAGCCAAGGUAGGUUACAAAAUAUCAUUCAGUUUCCUAUCUUACGACGGCGGAUUUUUAUCUGGAGCUUGACACCGUGCCCCAUUGCAUGAAGCCUAUAAUUGCAGCGAUGAGGCGGCUCUCCUCACACCUGGCCCUGAUUUGCCUGGCUGUCCUGCUGCUGCAGGGUCACCUGGGCCAGGCCAAGCGCGGAGGAGGAGGGGGGGGGUUUAAGUCCAGCCUCAGCUGGGGAAAGAAGCCCUCUUCAUCCGGCAAGCCCAGCUCCGGUGGAUCAUCGUCGCGCAGACCGAGUCACGGCACGAAUACCCGGGGAGGUAACUACCCCCGGCAACCACAGGUUCCCAAUCGGAACCCUGCAGGAGGUUACCCGGCAGGUGGAAGUAACCCUGCAGGUGGACGUCCGGCUGGAGGUUACCCAGCUGGGGGUAAUUACCCAGCUGGUGGACGUCCGGCUGGUGGAAACUACCCAGCAGGUGGAGGUUACCCAGCAGGUGGAAACUACCCAGCAGGUGGAGGCUACCCAGCCGGUGGAAAUUACCCAGCUGGUGGACGUCCGGCUGGUGGAAACUACCCAGCAGGUGGAGGCUACCCAGCCGGUGGAAAUUACCCAGCUGGUGGACGUCCGGCUGGUGGAGGUUACCCAGCGGGUGGAAACUACCCAGCAGGUGGAGGCUACCCAGCCGGUGGAAAUUACCCAGCUGGUGGACGUCCGGCUGGUGGAAACUACCCAGCAGGUGGAGGCUACCCAGCCGGUGGAAAUUACCCAGCUGGUGGACGUCCGGCUGGUGGAGGUUACCCAGCGGGUGGAAACUACCCAGCAGGUGGAGGCUACCCAGCCGGUGGAAAUUACCCAGCUGGUGGACGUCCGGCUGGUGGAGGUUACCCAGCAGGUGGAGGCUACCCAGCGGGUGGAAACUACCCAGCUGGUGGACGUCCUGCUGCAGGUUAUCCGGCGGGUGGAGGUUAUCCGGCGGGUGGAGGUUACCCGGCGGGUGCACGUCCGUUUGGGGGCGGAGCCUAUCCUGGGGGAUACCCAAACCGAGGCGGAGCAGGCUGGGGACAGCAGGGGGGCUACGCUGGAGGGGCGGGACACCCUAAUUGGAACCCUAACAAUCAGAUCCUGAGCCCGCGUUACGGGGGAGGGUACGGGUACGGGGGCGGCGGGCACGGCAUGGGAGGGUCUCCCUUCUCGCGCUCCGUGCACGGCAUGGGCAUGAACCCCUCCAUGAAGUCCAGGGGCUUCGGGAAGAAGGCGGCCAUGGCGGCGGGGGUCGGGGCGGUGGCGGGCAUGGCGGUUGGCUACGGCCUCGGCCGCUUCCCGCGGCCGCACUUCAACUUCCACAGCCCGCAGGAGGAGCACUACUACAACCACUACAUGUACCGCCGCUACGGCUCCCGCUCCACCGACGCCAACGACUACGGCCGCGACUACCAGUUCAAGCAGACCCCGGUGACCUACGACGACUUCAUGGACACCUGCGUGAAGAGGACCGACCUGCUGGGCGGCCAGGACGGAGGGAGAGCGCCGGGAGCGGAGGGUAUGCAGGGCGACGAUCCGAACGCGGGCGAGGGCGCGGGCGGCCUCGCCGCCGCCACCCCGGAGCCUGACGCGGUCAACGGCACCGCUACCGAUGCUGCUACCGACACGGCUACCGAGGCUGUCAACGGUACGGCUAGCGGCAACGUCACAGAGGGCGUUCAGGCCGACCCCACCACCCCGCCCGCGCUCGCGUCCGUCGGGGAGAAGGACGACAAGGGCGGCACCGGUGGCGCCGAUGACGACGAGGAGACCGUGAGCAUCAUGGAGAUCGGGUACCCGGAGCUGAUCGAGCAGCUGAAGGCCCGACGUUGUGUGGAACGCUACAUGGUCUACUCCGAGCGCUUCCUGGAGAAGCAGACCGCCGAGCGCAUAGCUCCCGCGAAGAAUCAGGAGCGCCGCCCUAUCCGCGGGGGUGCGGAAGUCCAGCGCCCCCUCUGUCAGGGACUGGUAUUGCUCCUCACCACCUCCCUCAUGGUCCUGAGCAGCACACACUUGCUGCAGUGAGGUACAGGCAAGGCUGCUGCCGGAGUGAGAAUAAACGGGAGGCAGACGCCAGUACAAGGGACUCCCUCAACCCUGUGAAAGUGAUGUGGCUCAGGACAUUUUUUUAUUUGUUGUUUUUUUUUUUUUUUUUUUUGGAGUGUCUAGCUAUCACGCCCAGAUGUGUAAUGCUUUAACAAGAUUAACUUGCCUGCUACUGAUUCACUGUACCACUUUGUGAGCAGCUCUUCCAAAGCACUGAACUGAACAGCACUCGGUAAGGCACUCAAUUUCCAUGCAUGUGCAUGACUAUUGUGCUGUACAUAUUAUUUCAGGAAAUAUAAACUACGGUGUAUCCAAACCCAAAUAACCAAUUCUGAAAUGCAUUGUAUAGAUUUUUCUCCCCUCGCAAGUUGACAAGUGAUAGUUUGAAGAUUUUCGGAGAUUUGUACAACCUGCCCUACAAAUGAAAAAGAAACAACUUCUGAUUCACACAAAAAACAGAAAAGAGUCACAUUUUUCAAUGAUAAAAAAGGGAAAUGCACUUCCCACUAACUGCAUAUUGAAUCAACCUAAAAUCAAAUGGAUUCAAAGGAUAGCAUAAUUAAAAUAAAAUGGCGGUAAUUCCACAUGCACAAUAAAACAUUUUAAUGCAUUAAUGCAACUUUCUAAGACGCAUGCAAAUCAAAAAUGCCCAAUACAGUGGGGAAAUCACUAUGGGGACUCAAUGCUACGUCACAAAGUACAAGCCAGGUUUGGAGCUUCUACAACCAACAUGCAGGGAGAAAUGGCUUACCACCACAUCUAGCGAAUAUUCGCAGUGGGCAAUAUGGCUGCCAUACCCCAUGACAUAUUUGGUGCCAUGCAUUUCAAGUAGAUAACAAUUUGAACUAGGGGUGUGAACUGAUUUGUAACCGCUUUUAAAAAAUUGAUAACCGAUACAUUUUUAUUUUAUGAAGGUCAGUUUAAAUGCACGUUCUUCACCAGACGUAUUAUUGCGGUUCUAAACUAGCAGUCGACUAGCUUCAGUAAAUUGAGCAAGCAAUCAAGGGGUUUUCUCGCUAUCAGCGAAAAAUUAACACGUUAAUAUCUCACCACCACAAUUGUCCCACGCCAUAUAAAUUGGUAUAUAAAAUUCAAGUUUACCAUUACAUAAGAAUAUAUCAAAUUGUACAGCGACCUGCACUGGCAUGAAAGUAAAAUCAUUAGACCAGCCGCCUAUGGUAAAACAGACCCGGUGUUAAUAGUAUAUCAGGCAAAUAUUGCGUGACCACGGAAUUUUGAGUGCACCACCCCGUCUGUAAUAAAGCUGUUAACAGCAGCAUAUUCAAAGAUUUCAUGUCAAUCAAGUCUAUCAGGCAGAAGCCAUAGAAAAGGGAUGAAAACAUGAAGAAUUAUCAUUUUAACCAAUGUAUUUUUUAGAAAUUACACACGAUCGACCAGCAUUGCCUGGACGUAAACAACAGGGAUUUAGCUACAGAUUUCUGCAACUGUGAGGUUACACUGAACAAUGUCAAUGUAAAUGUAAAUAUUAAAUUUGGCAAUUAGGCUUACUAUUAUCUGACUUACAAUGUUGACAUUAAACUAUUGAGAUGGCCACAAAUAAAGUUUGAAAAUACAAUUACAUUUCUCGGUAAUCUAGUUAAAAAAAAAUAUAUAUGACCCCCAGCGGUCAUAAGCAGUAUCGGUUAACCGUUUAAAAAAUUGGAUGGUAACUGGUUACUAAAACAGAUGAUUUGUCACGGCCCUAAUUUGAACCUCUUUGCUAAGUUGUGAAGUUACACAUGUACCAGAGAGUAGACAUGGCAUUUCAUUUGAAGAUUCAGAUUCCAAAGCAAGUUGCUGUAUGAUACCCUUGGUUUUUCGUGACACAUUUUCAUGAAACUUCGUAAAACCACUUAGCAGCUUAUUCAUGUCAGAGCAAGUCCGUAGUGAGAAAGUAUUUCUUCGCUGAGCUGCAACCUCACCCUAGAUCUGCAACGGCCUGCGUGUGCUGUGCAUAUGUGGGUUGAGCUGUCAACACUUUGUGUUGUGUUGUGCAACAGUCCUAUACAGAAAGAAUUCACUUUAUUGUAUUGCAGAUAUGCAUAUGUGGGAAUAUCUGUGGAUGACGUUAAAUGUUCUUCUGGCCCAACAACAAAACCACACUGUUACACUGAUACUGUAAAUGAUCAUAUUGUUCAGAAGAAAAAAAAAACUAGUAAUGGAUAGAUUGAUGAAAUGGUAAUGCCAAGCAAAUGUCUAUAGCUUAUAUAUUAUGCUUAAACCUGUAUGUAUAGAGUGCAAAGUAUACUGGCAUAUUUACUGGCAAUGUAUACAUGAUGUGUACAGAUACUCAUUAUGCAAGUUUUUACAUCAUAGCAAAGGGAAAAUUAACAAUAAUACCUGAAUCUCACCACAUAUUUUUCAUUUCUAUUUUUAUUGGCCCAAGCAAGACCUCAUCAACCCUCUUUCAAUAAUCUGAAUCAAAGCUAGCUGGCUACCUUUGAAUUUGGACAUUCUUGUCCUGGGCAAAUAAAAUGGUGGUUUCCUCUGCACGUAACGUUUAUUAUUGGGAAUGACAGUGGAGAAGCUGCACUCCAGAUAAAUUUAGUAUCCAAAUAUUUUCCCACUUUUCCCCACAAACUUUGUCUGGAAACUGCAAGACCGCCACUCAUUCACAUUCAGGAAAGAUGGCAGCAAUUACUGAUCUUCAUUUAUUUAUUAAGGGAUUUUAUAUUCUUGAAUGUCAAAUUUUUAUUCAUUAUUGUUAUACAAGUAUUGAUCGUUGACUCAUGAUCACAUUUUUUAGUACAACACACCAAUGCGGUUCAAUCGGAGGCAUCUGGAGUGGAGUGGAAGCCAUAUCAGAGUGGCACAUUCCCCCGUCUCUUUUUCUCAGUCACCUGGCUGUGAAUUUUGCACCGCCAUGUUAAAGGGGACAGACCGUCGCACACCACCACCGAUCCUACGUUUGGUGUUUAUACUUUUUGCACGAACAAAAAAAGUUUCUCCAGCCACAAAAGCUUCUUCAUAUCAGAAGAAACAACCGCAAGUUACAGUUUUAAGCAUUGCUCUUCGUUAUAACUUGGGUCAUUUUAACAGACGUCCGUUUGGUUUGUCACGCGCCACUAAGUGAAUAGUACAAAAACUCCUGAAGCCGCAUGUGCAGAUGUAUGCAUCCACAGUAAACAGAUUAUGUUUAACGCUCCUCUUUAAUCAACCCUUUCAUCCUUCCUUUCCUCUCUUGCCUCGCUCUACCUAUUCCAGGGUGUAGAUCGCAAGUAGACUGCAAGUGCUCUUAUAUUUUUAAACUGUCCUCUGGUUAUGCUUAUUGAGUAUUGUGAUGGUCUUUUUUCCUACUCUGGGCUCACGGGUCAUAUCGCAUAUACCGUAGCCAUGUGUACAUAAAGUGUGUAUUUCAGUCAGUCAAGGAGGGGCUCAUCACAUUUUGACCGGCUAUUACCCAAAGCUGUCAAAUAAAACCACAAACAAGGCUUCUCUUGUCGACCUUGUUACAAUAGGGGGGGAUCUGAGUCACUUUUAUCAAUAUACAGCUUUUGCUUGUGUAUGGAUUAUAGGUACAGUAACAUGAUACAGGCUGUUAUAUCAUCAGCUUGUCGAAGUUGCUUUAAGAGCAGAUCGUCUGCAUGUACUGAAAUAAUGUUUAUAUGGUAAAGUGCCUGUCUGAUGUUCCCAGCAAAACCUGCAGCCACGCAUUUUACACAGGCAAAGAAUUGUGUUGGUGGCACCUUUUACUGUCAUUGUGAUCAGCACAGUUCACAGAUAAGCAAAGGCCACACGAUUUGGUGUUCAUGUUGCACUACUCAAAUGCCGAGUGCAUUUUCUAAUGGGGGGGGGGGGGGGGGGAGUAAAGUAAUUGAUAAGGUUAAGGUUUUAAUACAUUUACUGGAAUCUUUAAAAAUGCAGACUUGUGAUAAUGUACAGAUGGCGGAAGUAUUUAGCAGAAAUGUUAAAUAUGUAUGUAGAAAUUUAACUAAAACUAUGUGACAGAAGUUCUUGUGACUGUCUAGCUUCCUAGUGCAAAAGUAGUUGCACGUUGACAGUCAUAUAGGUGAGGGACUGACCUAUAACUUCUGCUGCCUCAACAGCGGUGUUGCUAGGGGAUGUGGCAUCAUUCUUUACCAGUCUGACAGUGCGAGACCUGUGGUUGAAGUGCUAACAAUGUUGUUGAGCGGAUCAUCCUUAUGAAAAUGAAUGAUGUACAAUAAACUGUAUGUUCUUUUACGCGCACCUUAAUUUUCAUUCAAGUAGUACGUGUGUACAUAUUGAACUUGUAUUCCACACUGUAGGCCACGAGUUUGUGCGUCUGCAAUUUACCUGACUGUGCUUGGUCUGUGACUCUGUAAACUGCUCUCUUGUCUGUGAACACAAAUAAAUACGUUAUGGAUUUUAGAGCAAUAA
This is a messenger RNA of Conger conger (European conger), 6455 nucleotides long. RefSeq lists its product as uncharacterized. Gene Ontology annotation, biological process: protein homooligomerization. Gene Ontology annotation, cellular component: membrane. The coding region runs from base 120 to 2075 and encodes 651 amino acids. The record is from RefSeq and is a predicted model, not a curated record. NCBI's taxonomy places the organism in Eukaryota, Metazoa, Chordata, Actinopteri, Anguilliformes, Congridae. The transcript is spliced from 2 exons.